Aspergillus oryzae RIB40 is the source of this 330-nucleotide messenger RNA. RefSeq lists its product as uncharacterized. The transcript has 2 exons. The record is from RefSeq and is a predicted model, not a curated record. Lineage: Eukaryota; Fungi; Ascomycota; Eurotiomycetes; Eurotiales; Aspergillaceae. The coding region runs from base 1 to 330 and encodes 109 amino acids.
AUGGCAUUAGACUUGAGCUUGGAUGAAGCAUUCGAAGAACUUAUACAGCGGCUGACCAUGGACGAGAUUGAAGGCACACCUGAACUCCAUAUGACAACUGAUGAAGAAGAACGUUCUUUGAUGCGCAAGUCCCGGACAUGGUUUGGCCUCCUUGUUUUAGAUCAUAUGCUGAUCAUCUUCAGAUUUCAUGUAGAUGGCGGAAAGCCGCCUGGCAUUCGGAUGACGGGCAAUGCACAUCGAUGCCGCAUUUUGCUCCGUCAUCAUACGUCGACAAUACUGGAUUUACGCCUCUUUUCUCAGGUUGAGGUAUGUCUAUGUAUCUACAUCUAA